AUGGGAUGCAACGGACCUUCACGUGGAACUUUCACAUUCACUAAUGCUGACCGGAUCGCCAAUCUUGCCAAGGCGAACAGUCAGCUCCUCCGAGGUGACGACUUAGCUCGAUUUUCUCCUACCUUUGAUUUAUUGGAAGAUAGGUCACAAUUGCGUUUGCAUAACCAACUUCCCGGCUGGGUUACGUCUGGAAACUUCAACAACUCGACUCUACUGAGUAUCGUACAAAACCAUUGCAGCACAGUUGUAGGCAGAUACAAGGGACAGAUGUGA
Messenger RNA from Marasmius oreades (fairy-ring Marasmius), 273 nucleotides. RefSeq lists its product as uncharacterized. The transcript is spliced from 2 exons. The coding region runs from base 1 to 273 and encodes 90 amino acids. The record is from RefSeq and is a predicted model, not a curated record. NCBI's taxonomy places the organism in Eukaryota, Fungi, Basidiomycota, Agaricomycetes, Agaricales, Marasmiaceae. Gene Ontology annotation, biological process: carbohydrate metabolic process. Gene Ontology annotation, molecular function: hydrolase activity, hydrolyzing O-glycosyl compounds.